Aedes albopictus (Asian tiger mosquito) is the source of this 2219-nucleotide messenger RNA. RefSeq lists its product as uncharacterized. The record is from RefSeq and is a predicted model, not a curated record. Lineage: Eukaryota; Metazoa; Arthropoda; Insecta; Diptera; Culicidae. Bases 294 to 1907 code for a protein of 537 amino acids. The transcript has 2 exons.
UAUGUUGAUUACAUUUUUAAAGCCUUUUGACUACCUGUAAACGAACACCGUUAUUGGACCCCUUGAAUAAAAUCAGUUGAAUGAUUGUUAGCGUAACAGACCAAGUGUGUUUUAUUUCUGAGUAGCGAAACAUGGUGUCAGAAGUGGGGUAAUCAGCCAAAUAAUUCUAUUUUGAGCUGAUUCGUUCGAACAGUAAUCGAAAAGUCAUCGGUUUUUAAGUUCGUCGUCGUAGUUGCGCCGCGAGUUACGCGUAAAUAUCGCGGUUCGUAGUUCGCAAGGAAGGCCUCAUCAAGAUGGCGGAAGAAAUUGCUCAGCUGCUAAAGCAGCAGAAUCAAAUUUUCGCGUAUUGGGCAGAGCGAGUCGGAAACUUCCAGAUUACCAUCCCGAACCCAGCGUCACCUGCACACCUAACCUCACAAUCGGUGCCGCUCCCUCCACCACUGUGUUUAGAAGGAGACAUGGAGGAGAACUAUACUUUCUUCGAAUCCAAUUGGAAAAACUAUGCAGUCGCCGUCGGCAUGAAUGACUGGCCCGAAAGUGAAAACAAGAAAAAAGUCAGUUUCCUAUUGUCGGUUGUUGGGACAGAUGCACUGAAGCGCUACUUCAAUUUUGAGCUCAACGAGCAGCAGAAAGCAUCUCCGGAGGCUGUAUUAGAUGCAAUCAAGGCGAAGGUGGUGCCAGUUCGGAACAUUAUUGUUGAUCGCCUUGAAUUUUUCUCCGUGAUCCAGAUUCCGACAGAAACAAUCGACGAGUAUGUGAGCCGUUUGAAGUUGCUAGGAAAACCGUGUCGCUUUGGUGCAUUGGAACAGGAUAUGAUGGUGUUCAAAAUAGUUACUUCGAACAAGUGGCCCAAUCUGAAGGCGAAAAUGCUCACCAUUCCAGAUGUGAACCUGCCGAAAGCCAUCGACCUUUGCAGGAUGGAAGAAAUAACGGCCCGUCAUUCAAAGCAGCUGUCUUUGGAACCAUCAAUGGAUGUCAACAAAGUGACCGAUCAAGUUUGCAAGUUUUGCGGCGGUCGGCAUCCUUUCAAGCGAGGAGCGUGUCCGGCCUUUGGAAAACGCUGCGAUAAGUGUGGUGGAAAGAAUCAUUUUCAACGAGUCUGCAAAUCGAGUGGAUCAUCGGGAAAUCUGAAGCCAGGAAGAAGGGUGAAAGCGGUUGUCACAUCGGAUGCAAGAACCAGUUGUGCUCCUGGUGACGAAGAAGAGGACAUCUGGAUUCAAGAAGAAGAAGAGACAGUGAUUGGGAAAAUCACAGACAAUUCAGCCACAGGUGGCGCGGUUUUGGCUGAGCUGUCACUGAAGUUCGGUAACGAGUGGAAACCUGUUGGUUGUGAGCUGGACACGGGUGCCCGUGCGAGUAUUAUUGGAAUCGACUGGCUAAGAAAGUUGUCGGGAAAAGCAGUGCCGAAGUUAAAACCGCCCAAGUGUCGUUUGCGAGCCUUCAACGGUACGUCGAUCGAAGUUCUGGGGAAAAUUGAAGUGUCUUGCCAGCAUAAGGGUCGUCGGUACACGAUGGUCUUUCAAGUAGUAAACAUGAAUCAUCCGCCGUUACUAUCAGUAGCAGUCUGUACCACCCUGGGACUGGUAAAAUUUUGCAACACCGUUUAUCGUGACUCAGCUACGCUCCAGGUGCUGGAUAAAUACCGUGAAGAAGCCAGGAACAUCGUACGCAGGUAUCAGGAUGUGUUCGAAGGAUACGGGAAAAUGGAGGGCCCCGUCACGUUGGAGAUUGACCAAGAAGUGAAGCCAGUAAUUCAGACACCCCGUCGUAUCCCGAUUGCCUUCAGAGAGGAUUUCCGGCGCAAGAUAAAUCAGCUGGCCCAAGACGGUAUCAUUCAAAAGGAAUCUCAACACACCGAAUGGAAACAUCAGAAUUCGAAGACCCUCCGCGGAACAGGUCCGUGGUAGAAACGUCGGAGAAUGUCGAUACAAGCUUUGGAGACGCAGACAUCGACGUUCCUUCAUCGAGACGAAAAGCUUGUAGAUCACCUGUCAUCGAACGGACUCCGCGACCCAAGAGAGAAGUUAAAAUUCCUACUAAGUUUAAAGAUUAUGUAAUGUGAUAGUUAAUUUUCUUUUGUUUGGAAAAAAGGGAAGAUGUUGUUAUGUUGAUUACAUUUUUAAAGCCUUUUGACUACCUGUAAACGAACACCGUUAUUGGACCCCUUGAAUAAAAUCAGUUGAAUGAUUGUUAGCGUAACAGACCAAGUGUGUUUUAUU